This is a messenger RNA of Arabidopsis thaliana (thale cress), 990 nucleotides long. Its product is annotated as LURP-one-like protein (DUF567). The record is from RefSeq and is marked reviewed. The coding region runs from base 81 to 773 and encodes 230 amino acids. The transcript has 2 exons. Lineage: Eukaryota; Viridiplantae; Streptophyta; Magnoliopsida; Brassicales; Brassicaceae.
CGACUUUUAAUCCAAUUAGCUCGACCAAAUCGAAUCAACCAAAAAAAAAAAAAAAACGAAUCAUUGUCUCCAUAUAGUAUAUGCAAAUAUACCGACGACCUUUUGAGACAAAAACUUGGCAAUAUCGAAUCUGUCCAGCAGAGACUAUGGUGAAGAUUCAUCCCGAUCUAACAACCUCCGGCGCCGGAGAAGAAACAAGUUCACCGUACUUGACGACGGAGCAAGAGAGUUUCACUAUAUGGAUGAAGUCGUUGGUGUUCAACACAAAUGGCUGCACCGUCUUCGAUUCCAAAGGAAACAUAAUUUAUCGUGUCGACAAUUAUAAUUCUAAGAGCUGUCGUGAAGUUUAUCUCAUGGAUUUGUCCGGUCAUGUCUUGUUUACCUUACGUAGACAGAAAUUUGGAUUAUUCAAGACAUGGGAAGGAUAUAGAUCAUCAUCAGCAACAGUUGAAUCAACAACAAAACUAGAAUAUUUUCGAGUGAAAAAUAAUGUUUUUCAAGUUCCAAAUAAAGAUUCAUCAUCUUCGUAUAGAGUCAACGCGGGAUCAUGUAGAAACGAUGAACAAUAUUGUUAUAAGAUGGUAACUCGCGGAUCAAGUCUAGCGAUUGAGGAUAAUUGUGGAAAACUAUUGGCAGAAGUGAAGAGAAAACAAUCGAUAAACGGUUUGAAGUUGGGAGAUGAUGUUUUGACGAUGAUGGUGGAGUCACAAGUUGAUCACUCUUUCAUCAUUGGACUUGUUUUAGCUCAUAGUCUUAUCAAUUGUAUACUGUAAAAGGUAAAUACUUUACCGUUGCUAAAUUGAUGAGAUUUUUGGGUUGUAAACUAUUUUUUUAUUUUAGGUUUCCACAAAUUUUGUAGUGUAUAUACUUACUUUAUCGAAGUACAACUAAUGUGACAAUGUUAUAUCUGAUGAUGUUACUUGUUGUAAGGUAGAGUUUUAAUAAAGUGAGUGUAAGCUCUCUUUUCUUCGUUGAAAAUGUUCUUAAACC